GCAGCCGUCUUUGCCAACGUCACAAUCCUGUUUUAGUGCGACUUUUUCUGUUGGACUGCAUUCGCCCCGUGAGCAUCGUCUCGGACUUUGAUUGUCCGUAAGGAACGUUCGUCGUCGACCCGGUUGUACGAACAAGACUCCCUCCGCUACCUCGGUUCUAAGGAUUGCAACCUGCACAAUGGCCCAAGGCGCAGUUAAGAAGAGCAAGGCCGCGGCUCCCAAGAAACCUACCCAGCGCGUUCAGCGCGGCGCCCGUGUCAUCAAACCCAAGAAGACGUCGAUAAUAACGCAAAACAAAAUCAAGCAUAAGAGCAGUUCGGGGUUAGUCGGACAGACGGAAAAGUUACUUGCGCAAAAGGCUGGACAUUUGGAGAUGCUAAAGGGAGGAAAGAGGGACAAAAAGGAAGGCGCGAAGAAGGAGGGUGGGGACAAGAAGAAAUCUGGCUGAAAGGACUCGGGACACAGUAAAGAUGCUCUACGGCAGGCGCGGGUGGAAUGCGACAAGUAUUC
Messenger RNA from Pyrenophora tritici-repentis Pt-1C-BFP, 510 nucleotides. Its product is annotated as DUF2462 domain containing protein. The record is from RefSeq and is a predicted model, not a curated record. Lineage: Eukaryota; Fungi; Ascomycota; Dothideomycetes; Pleosporales; Pleosporaceae.